AUGGAAGAUUAUGAGAUAACUGUGCCUUUUCAAUCCCUUCAAGCUCUAGGAUGCCAUGUUGACGGAGUUUGCCCCAAGAAAAAAGCUGGUGAUAUCUACACAACUGCUGUCCAUGAUUUUGAAGCUGAUUUUGAUACUAUUGAUGUCUCAAGUUACGAUGCUCUUGUAAUCCCUGGAGGUCAAGCUCCAGAAUAUGAUGAGAAAGUUAUUGAAAUGGUGAAGCAAAUCGUGGAAGCUGGGAAACCAGUUGCAUCCAUCUGCCAUGGGCAGCAGAUUUUAGCUGCUGCUGGUGUUCUGCAGGUGGAGUAUAGUGUAUCGUCAGACUUAAAGAAAUCACCUGAAGAACAAAGAACAUACAGGGUCGAGAGCAUUGGGCUCAAAGCCAUAAGCAGCUGCCAAAGAGUAAAAGUACAGACUUUGACACUUGUUCAAAUCUGA
Messenger RNA from Prunus armeniaca (apricot), 438 nucleotides. NCBI's taxonomy places the organism in Eukaryota, Viridiplantae, Streptophyta, Magnoliopsida, Rosales, Rosaceae. The record is from the annotation of a GenBank genome assembly.